AACAUGGACGGUGGUUUUGAAGAGCUGGGACCUUUCGUCUUGAAGGACGUGCGAUCCACUGGGGAGAAAAUAGGCUUCGGUGCGUACGCGAGCGUGGAGAAGGUCUGCAUCCCUGGGGCCGUAUGCGCGGCCAAGAAAAUCCACAGCUUGUUUCAGGACAGGACCGAGAUCCCUGCCGAGGACAUCCGUAGAGCCGCGGCACCCUUCGUGAGGGAGUGCCGGCUAAUGACGACGAUUCGCCAUCCGCACAUCGUCCAGUUCCUGGGCGUGUGGUUUUCCCCGGACUCUCCCCUCCCGACGCUCGUUAUGGAACUACUGUGUACAGAUCUCCAUGGUCUCCUGGAAGAAUCCGCACCGCAGACGACGGGUGAACGAAUCGGCAAGAAAAAGCCGUUCUUCCCGUUGGGUCUCAAAUGCUCCAUUCUCCACGACGUGGCUAGUGGUCUCUGCUACCUUCACGAGCGCUCGCCGCCCAUUAUCCACCGCGACCUCUCGGCAAGGAACGUCCUCCUCACUUCAGGGAUGGUGGCCAAGAUAGCCGACUUGGGGGUUGCUCGUAUCGUUUCGUUCAUCAGGGGCCGCGCGAGCAUGACCAAGGGCCCUGGUGCCCCAGUCUAUAUGCCCCCAGAGGCUGUAGCUGGCUAUCGUGAAACACCCGAGAAGUCGAGUUAUGAUGGUACCAUUGAUAUUUUCUCUUUUGGUGUUGUCUCGAUAUUCACUCUGGGCCAGACAUUUCCCCAGACACUCCUCGAGCCUACCUACCACAGGAAUGGUAUAUUUAGGGCACGGACCGAACUGGAGCGACGGGAACACUACAUGCAGACAAUCCUAGAGUUAUUUCCUGCGGGGCAUCCUCUCAUUACCCUCAUAGAAAGGUGUCUACAAAACUCCUGUUUCUUGCGUCCCGACAUUCAGCAGGUACUGCAGCUUCUAGACGAGGCCAAGACCAUGGUCGGAGAUCAGGAAAGUUCAAUGAACAAACUGGAAUUGAUCCAGGCUGUUCAUGCCCAGCCUUUCAAGGAGAGUGGGUUUUCCCACGUGAGUGAAAAGUCUGAGUUGGAAGAGCGACUUAGAAGUAAAGUUUCUGAGCUGAAUCAGCUGGAGGAGGCCAACCAACUGCUCAUAACACAGAUGGAAGGUAAACAAGCUGAGGCAAGUAAUCUAUGGGAACAGGUUGAAUCACUGAGAAAACAGGGGGAGGAUGAUCUCAGGAUGAAAGACGAGGAAAUGGCUGUUGUGAUGGAGAAAAAUGGCAAACUCCACGAGCAACUGCAGCAGAUGAAAACCUCCACUGACUGCAAGACGAACUACCUGGAGACAAAACUGACAACAAGUGAAAACCUGGUGGCCGAGUUUCAGAGCAUGCUACUUCAGAAGAACAAGGAACUUGAAGAAAUGGCAGUCAGUGUUAACUUAACCCUUAGCAAGCCACGGGCAUAUGCCCAGAGCCUCCAUAAGUCCAUAAGAAUUUAUAUGGCUAUAAUACUAGGCGUUAAUAUGUUAUACAUCAAAUUAUUAAGGAGAUAUAUAUCCAUGGCGUCCAAAGGGUUUUAAUUUACACUGGUGCUCUUCUAUUCUGUUUCUAACUGUUGGUCUCCAGGGACUGUGUUGAGGACUUUUUGGCUUAUGUGUAUUCUACAGAGAAUUCUGGACUCAAGACAAUGUGCUCCAACUCCAAAGCCCAGAACGCGAUUUGGCUCCAAACACAAGGCUGCCCAGCCACAGCGGUUGCCUCCAACUGUCAGUGAGGCGUGUGACAAAGACUGCCCUUCGACCACACCCACAGAGUCCAGUAACGAGAUAUCUCGGGAUGCACAGUAUCCCAGCUUAGAAAAUGACAGAAAGCUCAAGUUACACUGCACCCUGAAGGCAAGCCUGCCACAGUUUGGCAUGACCAGAGGUUCUGCCACUUCGGACCAGAACUUUGCCUACUUCACUCAGCUGGGUUCCCGUGCCGUCCACCGCUACUCCCUCUCUGGAGACACCUGGUCCCUACUACCACAGUGUCCGUAUAGGAACUGUGGACUGGCUAUUGUGGAUGGGGCACUUGUUGCUUUAGGAGGGAGGAAAGCCUGCUCUGACUACAGCAACAAGCUAUUGACUCUGCGUAUGACACACUGGUUCGAGGAGCUACCUCCUAUGACGGUUGCUCGAGACAGUCCGUCACUGGUGGUAGUGGAGCAUGGGAGUGGCACAAACAUCCUGGUAGCUGGAGGCAGUGUCAGCGACAGCAGAUGGACGGCCUCGGUGGAGAUACUCAAUGGCAGAACUAAAAGAUGGUGCUCACUUGUUGAUCUUCCAAAACCACUCGCUUUCCCCUCGGCUGCACUACGGCAGACGACCACCAGCGGAACUCUGCUCCUGUCUGUAGUUGAUGCCUACCGAGAGUGCUACGCGUGCUCCCUCUACCUCUCGAAUGAGUCGGUCAUGGCAUCAGGGUGGUCGUCACUCCCAAAGCUUCCUGCAUCCGGAUCAACUGCCACAGUACUCCGUGGUGAACUAGUGGUUGUUGGAGGUUUGAAGAGUAGCUCAUCGUCAGUUAGCUGCAUUCACCAACUGAUUGACAACCAGUGGGUCCAACUGGGCACCGUGUCCACUGGGACAGAAUGUCUAAUUGCUUCAACCCAUUGUGAUCAGCUGGUAAUUGUGGGUGGAGACGGUGGGUGUGACAAUGUGUGUGUCUGUUCUGUGUAGUUACUAAUGACAACAGAAUUAAUAAUAAUACUAUUGUGGUUCCCAAUGCAAAAUAUUUUAUAGCUACCUGGCAAGUUUUGUAUUAUACAUACAUGAAGUAUACAAGAGACAUUCAUACAUAAUAAGGAACAUUUCAUAACGAAAACAAACAUUUCUUUUUCUCUUCAAUCAAUGUUACAAGUGAAUCAUCAUAUCUUUUGUAUUGUCCCGGACACUCUUCAGAAACUUCAUGAAGUGAGUUCCUCCUGUUCCCUUCAUGUCGAGACUGGCAUUCACGCUGUGAGCUCGCUGGUUGACAAUGUACCGAGUCACCACAGUGAUGUGGUAGCUGCGGUACCUCACAAACGCCUCGACCGUGGCGUUGAACUGUUGUAUCAAGUCCUUGUUUUGACUCUCAACGACAUACUGACGAAGGGGCGGCUGUUCAGCGACAUGUCGGAGAAACUGACGAUGUUUGCGUGGCAUGUAGUCUUCCAUUGCUAUGAUAAAUUCGGCGUGGGGCCCAGUGUGCUCCACCCCAAUGAAUACGUCUAUAGCCCUAAUUGCUGAACUUUGACCUGCACUGGAACCAUAAUACUUUCGUGGCUUGGAAUCAACUCCCUCGUAUAUCAUUCCGUCCGGGAAAACAUUCAGCCCCUUUGUACCGGCAAAGUACGGCCUGAUAUCGACAAAGAAAACCUUUGGAUUGCAUCGCUCUGACAUACGCCUGAGGGUACGGUGAAUGGUUGUGAUGGCAGACUCAAUGACAGCCAAAUGGCCGACCAGAGCCGCAGUGUCUCCUUCCUUUUUGGCACUUACACCAUUCCAGAUGGCCUUGAGGGCUGGGACUGCCUCCAGCUCCACCUGCACGGCCACCAUAUAAAACCACGACUCGUCCUCUGUACCCGUGUACGUCACGUUGGCGUGAAUGUUAUCGAGUUCCAUGGGCUUGUCGGGGUCCAACAUGUGCCAGUUGUACAGAGCGCUUGCUGUGUAGACUCCGACGAGAGGGACGCCGAUCUUCUCCGUGACUCGGUGGAAAGGGACGGAGAGUAGGGCAGGCAUCUUGCUCGGAAGCCCGGCCUCCCCGUCCUGCCACAUGUAGCCCUGGAACAACAUGCUCAACACAACAAGAGCCCUCUGCCACUCCUCGUCGCUGUGCAGCGUCUCCGAGCUGAACCCCACCUCGGGGAGCCUGUGGACGGCCUGUCGGAGCUCCUUCCUCUGUAGUUUCUCGCUCAGCUGAUCCACCAGCCCUUCCCACUCUCGGAAGUAUGGCGGGAGGGAGGAUAGGGGAGGCCGCUGGGGAAUGAACCCGGUCUCCUCCGAGAUGUCGAACGAGAGGAGUGUCGAGCGAGUCUCGAUAGCGGCCAUGGCAAUGCUCCUAGGUCACUCCGUUUACGACUCUAAAGUCCAAGUCAAUAACUCAACUGCCGGAUAUUCGCUACACACCCGCCAUUCCACACCCUCCGAAUCUAGCCC
Molecule: messenger RNA, 4155 nt
Organism: Geodia barretti
Lineage: Eukaryota; Metazoa; Porifera; Demospongiae; Tetractinellida; Geodiidae
Source: the annotation of a GenBank genome assembly